Molecule: messenger RNA, 528 nt
Organism: Meloidogyne enterolobii
Lineage: Eukaryota; Metazoa; Nematoda; Chromadorea; Rhabditida; Meloidogynidae
Source: the annotation of a GenBank genome assembly
GAAUUUUAGUAAAAUUUCCCUUCCAAAAACACUCAAAAACUCUCUCAAGUGACGUUGAAAAAAAAUUUCCCCUAAACAAAAACAACAAUAAUCACUUAAAAACCCUUUGGCCUUCACUUUAAAAAUGUUCAACAACAACAAUAAUAUAUUCAAUACAGACCCCCCUCCCUCUUCAACUUUUUUCAAUUCUUGUGGCACAUCCACUAAAGGAGGAAAUAUUCUUUUGAGUGGAAUUACAAGUACUUCUACUUCUAAUAGUUGUUGUAAUUCUUCUUCGUCUUAUUUCCCUUCUUCUUCAUUUCCUUCUUCAUUUACUAAUUUAAAAACCCAAAAUAAACGUCAAAAUUUGUUAAAUGAUGAAAGCGAGAUUGAAAGGUGAAUUCUAUAUUAAAAUGCCUUUUUUCCCUAUUCAUGGCCAGUGCUUGGAAAGUCCGGUGGCUUGAUACCUCGUUCCUCAUUGCAUUACCUCAUAUCUCGUUUCUAAUCCUCCUUCCUACGACUACUAAUUUUAAAAUCACUGUUCAUGGC